Messenger RNA from Sinocyclocheilus anshuiensis, 1305 nucleotides. Its product is annotated as GATA-binding factor 2-like. The transcript is spliced from 5 exons. Gene Ontology annotation, biological process: negative regulation of transcription by RNA polymerase II; positive regulation of transcription by RNA polymerase II; immune system development. Gene Ontology annotation, molecular function: DNA-binding transcription factor activity, RNA polymerase II-specific; RNA polymerase II cis-regulatory region sequence-specific DNA binding; zinc ion binding. The record is from RefSeq and is a predicted model, not a curated record. Bases 1 to 1305 code for a protein of 434 amino acids. Lineage: Eukaryota; Metazoa; Chordata; Actinopteri; Cypriniformes; Cyprinidae. Gene Ontology annotation, cellular component: nucleus.
AUGAUGGCGCUCCCUGCGGACCCCCGGUGGAUGAUGCAUGCUCAUCAUUCAGCUUUAAUGGGUACCUCAGAUUCGGUGUCUCCGCACGCUGGUUUAGGACAUCAUAGUUCGGGAUAUAUGGAGCCAGGUACCCCAUUAUUGCCACCAGACGAGGUGGAUGUAUUUCUCAGUCAUUUGGACUCUCAAGGAAACCCCUAUUAUCACACACACGGGUCCAAUUCUCAUACUCGUGCACGAAUGUCUUACAGUCAAACGCAUGCACGGUUUACGGGUGGCUCAAUGUGUCGACCUCACCUUAUUCACACUCAAAGUCUUUCUAUACUGGACAACAGCAAAUCGACUUUACCGGCGACCCAGCACCACGGCACAUGGACCGUCAGCCACCUGGGCAAAGCGGUUCUACAUUCAGCAGGCGCCGAAAGCUCUAACAGCCUGUACACGGGCACCGGUACGCAUGGCCCAGGUUCGAUGCCGUGCCUGUCAAUGACGCAACACUGCAGCCCUCAACUCUACUGCCUGCCCCCUACUCCACCCAAAGAUGCGUCCCCUGACCCUGCUUGUGCUGUGGUGAGGGACGCUGGGAAGUACCAUCUCCAUUUUGUCGACGGGAUGAAGAUGGAGUGCUCCAGUCCAAUCCGUGGCAAUCUGGCACAAACUACAGCUCAUGUACCUUCAUAUUCUGAGUACGCACUAUCUGGAGCGCACGAGUACCCAGGCAGUGUGUUUCAUUCCAGAAGUCUGCUUGGGAGCAGCGCGAGCAACAUGACGUCAAAAUGCAAAAGCAAAAGCCGCGCUUUCUCAGGGCGUGAAUGUGUGAACUGUGGAGCUACAUCAACUCCUCUGUGGCGGAGAGAUGGAACAGGUCAUUAUCUGUGUAAUGCAUGUGGACUCUAUCACAAAAUGAACGGCCAGAACCGACCACUCAUCAGACCCAAGCGCCGACUGUCAGCAUCUAGACGAGCAGGCACCUGUUGUGCCAACUGCCAGACAGGGACCACCACACUUUGGAGACGUAAUGCCAAUGGAGAACCUGUCUGUAAUGCCUGUGGUCUAUACUACAAACUACACAAUGUGAACCGUCCACUUACUAUGAAGAAAGAUGGGAUACAGACACGCAAUAGGAAAAUGUCAGGCAAACCUAAGAAGAGGAGAGGAGAACAUUUUCAGCAAUUUGACAGUUGUGUGCAUGAGAAAGCAUCCACCUUCAGCCACAUGGCCAACAUGCCCCACCCCUUCAAUAUGACCCAACCAAUCCAAUUACAUCCCGCAUUCAAUCACAGCAGCUUAGUCACUGCUAUAGGCUAG